UUCUAUCUCCCUGCACUCUGUGCUGGGAAAAUGCAUCAUCCAUUUGGAGAAGAGGAAACUGCUUCUCAGAAGCAGCUUUUUGGAUUUUUCUGUGAAUGCCUUCGGAGAGGAGAAUGGGAGUUGGCACAGGCAUGUGUACCUCAGCUACACGAGGCCCAAGGGGAUAUCCCAAAUAAGGUGGAAGAUAUACUUCAGGCGCUGGUCAUGUGUCCCAGUCAGCUGAGAUGUGGACAGGAUAUCAACCCUCAAAGAUUAGCCUGGGUCUGGCUUCUUGUACUGGAAAAAUGGUUGGCCCUGGAAAAGAAGUUACUUCCAGCUGGCUUCCGGAGAAAACUUGAGUUUCUUUUAUUGUCAGAAGACCUCCCAGGUGACAUCCCAGAGGACAUCCUCAAGGAGCUGUACACGGUCUUAGCACAAGAUGCAGCAGACCCUGUGCUUGAUGGAAAUCAGAGGCAAGAGAGCUGGCCCCCUUGGCUCAGCUCAGAAGCUGUCUCUCUGCUCUGGGAUCUCCUGCGGGAGGCCCCUCAGCCCGCGCAGGCCCUGCUGGAGCUCCUGCUUGGGGAGGAAGAUGGCAUGGGCCUCCAAGGCUGGCUCUUGCAGAAGGCGCUGGUGGACCUCAUUCGAAAGGCACUGCGAGCUUUGCGGGAUCCUGCCGUCAGGCACCCAGGGGCAGUCGAUGCCAUCUACGGAGCCCUGCGGACUCUGCGCUGCCCUGCAGAGCCGCUCGGGGCUGAGCUGCAUCUCCUGUGUGAGGAACUGCUGGAGGCCAGCAGGUCGGAGGGGAGUCCCCUGCGGGAGGAGCAGCUGCUCGGCUGCCUGCUGCACAAGGCCGGGCGGGGCCUGGUGUCCCUGUAUGGCCACACCUAUGCAGAGAAGGCCCCAGAAAAGCCACCGACCACCACACCCUCUGGAAAAGUCUCACCGGCUCAUCUGGAUCCUGAGCGGGCAAUGCUAGCCUUGUUCUCCAAUCCUGACCCAGCCCAGGCUUGGAAAUUGGCCUAUUUCUACUGCCUGAGCAACAGCAAGCACUUCCUCGAGCAGAUCCUGGUGACAGCACUCACCCUGUUGAAGGAGGAAGACUUCCCAAGUCUUGGCUGCCUGCUAGAUAGAGAAUUCAGCCCUCUCAGUCGACUGCUCGUGCUCCUGGGCUGGACACACUGCCAGAGCCUAGCGUCAGCCCAGAGGCUGCUCCAGACACUCCACAGGACCCAGGACCAAGGCUGUGAUAAGCUCCUCAGGGAUGCCUGUGAUGGGCUGUGGGCUCACCUGGAGGUCCUGGAGUGGUGUGUGCAGCAGAGCAGCAACCCCAUACCAAAGAGAGAUCUCUUGUGUCACUUACAUGGUGGAGAAAGCCACUCAGUGCUCUACUCUCUCCAUCACCUUACAAACCUUCCAGCCCUCAGGGAGGAAGAUGUCCUCAAGCUCCUACAGAAGGUGCCAGCCAAGGACCCCCAGCAAGCGCAUGAUUCAACUGACGCCACGGUCCCUGUGCACCUGAGCCGGUGUCAGAACCUGACACUCUACCGGAGCUUCUGUGCCAUGAAGUAUGCCAUCUAUGCCCUCUGUGUGAACUCACACCGGCACUCCCAGUGCCAGGAAUGCAAAGAGGGUCCCUCAGAGGACCUGGCCAUGGCUGCAGAGUCAGUGAAGGAUUCUCUCUCCUCCCCAGGUGCUUCAGAUCUCUUUUCAACAUACCUGGCCAGGUGUCAACAGUAUCUGUGCAGUAUUCCUGACUCUCUGUGCCUGGAACUUCUAGAAAACAUCUUCUCAUUGCUCCUUAUCACCUCUGCUGAUCUUCACCCAGAGCCUCACCUGCCCGAGGACUACGCUGAGGAUGAUGACGCUGAGGGGAAGGGCCCGUCGGGUUUGAGGUCCCCGUCAGAGAGCCCUCAGCACAUAGCACAGCCUGAGAGGAGGUCAGAACAGGGUUCGCUGGGGGCCUCCAGGAGCCUGGCCUACACAGUUCCAAGCUCUCUGAAGGCAGAGCCAAAAGACAGUUCCCCAGAGCCUCACAGGCACAGCUUUUUGGACCUAAAGCACUUUACUAGCGGUAUCAGUGGGUUCCUGGCUGAUGAAUAUGUAAUAGGGGCCUUCCUCAGGCUGCUCCAGGAGCAGCUGGAUGAGCUAAGCAGCCGCAGCACCCCCGAGAAGCCAAAGCAGCUUGAAGGCCAGAGUGGCUUGGGCACCAGCAGCAGAGACGGACUGCAGAGCCGCCUGCACCAGUUCUCCAAGGUUCUCUCUGAGGCCCAGUGGAGGUACAAGGUGGUGACCAGCAACCAGGGCUCAGAGGAGCAACCCUCCCGAAGAUACCGGCCCAUCGCCACGUGGCACCCCAGUCUCCGCCGGGGUCGUCGGACAAGAAGGAGCCGGGCAGAUGGCCGGGAUAGAGGUUCCAACCCAUCCCUGGAAAGUACAAGUGGUGAGCUGAGCACAAGUACUUCAGAGGGAAGUCUGAGCACUGCAUCUGGGAAGAAUGAGCUGGAUGGCCGGUUGCAGCCUCAACCUCAAAGUUCACUCAUCCACAUGAUGUUCUCCCCACCUGAGUCACUGCUGGCAUCCUGCAUCCUCCGGGGGAACUUCGCAGAAGCCCAUCAGGUGGUGUUCACAUUCAACCUGAAAUCCUCGCCCAGCUCCGGGGAGCUGCUGUUCAUGGAGCGCUACCAGGAGGUCAUCCAGGAGCUGGUCCGAGUAGAGCACAAGAUCGAAAACCAGAACUCGGACGGGGGUACUGGCACCAUCCGAAGAACAGGCAGCGGCCGCUCAACUCUGCAGGCCAUUGGCAGCGCUGCAGCCGCAGGGAUGGUAUUUUACUCCAUCUCUGAUGUGACCGACAAGCUGCUCAGCACCUCGGGAGACCCCAUCCCCACACUCCAGGAGGACUUCUGGAUAAGCAGUAGCCCACUGGAGCCCACUGCCCCCCUGAGAGAGGUUCUGGAAGACCUCAGCCCCCCCGCCAUGGCUGCAUUUGACCUGGCUUGCUCUCAGUGCCAGCUCUGGAAAACCGGCAAGCAGCUCUUGGAAACUGCUGAACGGCGCCUGAACAGCAGCCUUGAGAGUCGGGGUCGCCGGCUAGACCACGUAUUCCUCAGUGCUGAUGGCAUUCGAGGUUUUCCAAGCGUUCUUCAGCAGAUCAGUAAGAUUCUCAAUUACCCACUUCUGUCAGCCGGACAAAUCAAAUCAGAGAGUGUAGAGGAAAAGGGGGGAGGUCCCCCACGGUGCAGCAUUGCUGAGCUGCUUCAGAUGUGUUGGCCCAGCCUCACCGAGGACUGUGUCGCUAGCCACGCUACCCUCUCCCAGCAGCUGGAGCAGAUCCUUCAGUCACUGAGAGAAGCACUACAGCUGCCAGAGCCCAGGAGUACUCCACUCACCUCCCUGGUGGAGCAGGUGGCCGAGAAAGCUCUGGAGGCAGAGGCCCACCCUGUGUAUAUCCAGACUCAGCUCCUCCAGAAGAACCUGGGCAAACAGAUGCCAGCAGGCGGCAGGCAGACUGACUACAUGGGCACCUUCUUCAGGUACUGCAGCACCCUGGCUGCUGUUCUCCUGCGGAGUUUGAGCUCUGAGCCUGAUCACAUGGAGGUCAAGGUGGGAAACCCCUUUGUUCUCCUGCAACAGAGCUCUUCCCAACUGGUGUCACACCUCCUGCUUGAGCGACAAGUUCCCCCAGAGAGGCUGGCAGCCCUUCUGGCCCGAGAGGGUCUCAGCCUGAGUGUGCCACAGGUCAUUGUCAACUGCUGCUGUGAGCCCCUUGCCCUUUGCUCUUCCCGUCAGAGCCAGCAGACAUCAUCCCUUCUGACCCAGCUGGGCAUUCUGACCCAGCUGCAUACCUCCCACUGCCUGGAGGACCUCCCACUUUCUACACUGAGCUCCUCAAAGCCAACUGAGAAUCCCACGCUGGAGAGAAAGCCCCCCUCCUCCCCGAGGGAUUCAUCAGGCCCAGCCCUCACCUCUUCUGCCUUGGCCUUCCUUAAGUCCCGCUCAAAGCUGCUGGCUACCGUGGCCUGCCUGGGGGCUUCCCAGGGGUCAAAGAUCACCAAGCCCAGCUUGUCUUGGAAGGAGCUUCGUGGCCGCAGGGAGGUGCCUCUGACUGCAGAGCAGGUAGCCCAGGAGUGUGAGCGCCUCCUGGAACAGUUCCCUAUGCUUGAGGCCUCCCUCCUAGCUGCCUGGGAGCCCAUACGAGGGUCCUCCAUGCAGGGGCAGAGUCUGGCAGCGAGUCUCUGCGGCCGGGCCAGUCUCUCUACCGUCCUCCUGGGCCUGCAUUCUCCCAUAGCCCUGGAUGUGCUCACCAAGGCCUUCGAGGAAGCCCUGGUGGCCAGAGAUUGGCACCGGGCCCUUCAGCUCACUGAAGUGUACGGGCGAGAUGUGGACGACUUGAGCAGCAUACAGGAUGCGGUCCUGAGCUGUGCUGCGGCAGGUGUCAAAGAAGGUUGGCAGUACCUGUUUGCUGUGAAGGAUGCAUCUCUGAGAAGUCGGCUAACACUGCAGUUUGUGGACCGGUGGCCCCUGGAGUCAUGCCUGGAGAUACUGGCCUACUGCAUUUCAGACACAGCUCUCCAAGAUGGGCUGGAGUGUGAGCUACAGAGAAAGUUGGCAGAGCUGCUGGUGUAUCAGAAGAUUCUCGGUUUGCAGGCUACCCCCAUGUGGUGUGACUGGCAGACCCUGAGGAACUGUUGUGUCGAGGACCCAUCAACUGUCAUGAAUGUGAUUCUAGAAGCCAAGGAGUAUGAGCUGUGUGAGGAGUGGGGCUGCCUAUACCCCAUUGCAAGAGAACAUUUAAUCAACCUACAUCAAAAGCAUCUUCUCCACCUUCUAGAAGGAGGCGAUCAUGAAAAGGCUCUGCAACUCCUGCGAAGAAUUCCUGACCUCACCAUGUGCCUUGAGGUCACAGAGCAGUCCCUCGACCGGCACUCUAGCUUGGCCACCUCACACUUCUUGGCCAACUACCUCACCACCCACUUCUAUGGAGAACUGACCGCUGACCGACACCGUGAAAUCCAAGCACUGUACAUGGGAUCCAAGGUCCUGCUAACCCUGCCCGAGCAGUAUCGGGCCAGCUACUCCCACUUGUCCUCUAACCCCCUGCUCAUGCUGGAGCAGCUGCUCAUGAACAUGAAAGUGGAUUGGGCCACCAUGGCUGUGCAGACUCUGCAUCAGCUGCUGACUGGCCAGGAGAUUGGCUUCACCAUGGACGAGGUGGACUCGCUGCUUUCCAGAUAUGCAGGAAAAGCCCUGGACUUUCUGUACCCUCUGCGGGAGAAACGCUCAGAUCCUGUGAUUUACCUCCAGGAACUUGUCAGUCCGGCUUCAGACCUCGAGACCUUGUCUAGGUCACCGUCAGCGGAGUUCUCUUCUGUUGCUGCUCCUGGUGUCUCCAUUGUGCAUUCCCCCAGUCCGAGGGAGAGGAGCUUCCCACAGAGUCAGCCGCCACUGGAGUUUGUGCCCCCAGCAACGCCCCCUGCCAGGCACCAGUGGGUACCGGAUGAGAGUGAGAGCACCUGCAUGGUCUGCUGCAGGGAACGCUUCACCAUGUUUAACAGGCGUCAUCACUGUCGCCGCUGUGGUCGGCUAGUGUGCAGUUCCUGCUCCACUAAGAAAACGGUGGUGGAAGGCUGCAGAGAGAACCCUACUCGCGUGUGUGACCAGUGCUAUAGUUACCUCAACAAAGAUGCGCCAGCGGAGAAUCCAGGACAACCAGGAGCACCAGACAGCCACAAGAGCGAAAGCCCUCCAUACUCAGCUGUGGUGGGAGUCCCCAAAGCAGCUGAGGUGGAAUGGAUUUUGGAUCUGAAUGAGGAGGAAAACGAGCUGGUGCGGAGUGAAUUUUACUAUGAGCAGGCCCCCAGCGCCUCCUUGUGUAUCGCCAUCCUGAAUCUGCACCAGGACAGCGUUGCCUGCGGCCACCAGCUGAUUGAGCACUGCUGCAGGCUGUCCCAGGGGCUCACCAACCCGGAGGUAGAUGCGGGGCUUCUCACAGACAUCAUGAAGCAGCUGCUCUUCAGCGCCAAGAUGAUGUUUGUCAAGGCGGGCCGGAGCCAGGAUCUGGCUCUUUGUGACAGCUACAUCAGCAAGGUAGAUGUGCUGAAUAUUUUAGUUGCUGCUGCCUAUCGCCACGUGCCAUCUCUGGAUCAGAUCUUGCAACCAGCCGCAGUAACCAGGCUAAGGAACCAGCUUUUGGAAGCUGAGUACUACCAACUGGGCGUUGAGGUCUCCACAAAGACUGGCCUUGAUACCACCGGGGCAUGGCACGCUUGGGGCAUGGCCUGCCUCAAAGCUGGGAACCUCACCGCCGCACGGGAGAAGUUUAGUCGCUGUCUGAAGCCCCCUCUCGACCUCAAUCAGCUGAGUCAUGGCUCAAGACUGGUACAGGAUGUGGUUGAGUACCUGGAGUCCACAGCAAGGCCACUUCUAUCCGUGCAAGAUGAUGAUUACUUGGCCACCUUGAAAGAGCUGGAAGCUACCCUUCGGACCCAGAGCCUCUCUCUGGAGGUGGUUCCUGAAGGGAAGAUCAUGAACAACACCUACUACCAGGAAUGCCUCUUCUACCUGCAUAACUACAGCACCACCCUGGCCAUCAUCAGCUUCUACGUGAGGCACAGCUGCCUGCGGGAAGCCCUGCUGCACCUCGUCCACAAGGAGAGUCCCCCAGAAAUCUUCAUAGAAGGCAUCUUCCAGCCAAGCUAUAAAAGUGGGAAGCUACACGUUUUAGAGAACUUGCUAGAAUCCAUUGAUCCAACCUUGGAAAGCUGGGGAAAGUACUUGAUUGCCGCCUGCCAACAUUUACAGAAGAAGAACUUCUACCACGUUCUGUACGAGCUACAGCAGUUUAUGAAGGACCACAUCCGGGCCGCCAUGACCUGUAUUCGGUUCUUCAGUCACAAAGCAAAGACAUAUACAGAGCUGGGAGAGAAGGUCUCUUGGCUGCUUAAGGCCAAGGACCACCUGAAGAUCUACCUCCAAGAAACCUCCCGCCGUACUGGAAGGAAGAAAACCACCUUCUUCCGAAAGAAGAUGACGGCAGCUGAUGUGUCAAGGCACAUGAACACACUUCAGCUGCAGAUGGAAGUGACCAGGUUCUUACAUCGCUGCGAAAGUGCUGGGACCUCUCAGAUCACCCCCUUGCCUCUGCCAACUCUGUUUGGAAACAACCACAUGAAAAUGGAUGUUGCCUGCAAGGUCAUGCUAGGAGGGAACAAUGUAGAAGAUGGUUUUGGAAUUGCAUUCCGUGUUCUGCAGGACUUCCAGCUGGACGCUGCCGCAACCUACUGCAAAGCCGCCCGGCAGCUGGUGGAGAGGCAGAAGUACAGCGAGAUCCGACAGCUGCUCAAAUGUGUCAGCGAGUCAGGCAUGGCGGCCAAAAGUGACGGGGACACCAUCCUCCUCAGCUGCUUGGAAGCAUUCAAGAGAAUUCCACCCCAGGAGCUGGAGGGCCUGAUCCAGGCGAUGCACAGUGAUGACAGCAAGGUUCAGGCCUACCUGACGUGUUGCAAGCUGCGUUCUGCCUACUUGAUCGCCGUGAAGCAAGAACACUCACGGGCCGCGGUCCUUGUCCAGCAGGUGCAGCAGGCCGCCAAGAGCAGUGGGGACGCAGUAGUGCAAGACAUCUGCUCCCAGUGGCUUCUGACGAGCCACAGCCGGGGUGCCCAUGGCUCGGGCUCCAGGAAGUGA
Lipotes vexillifer (Yangtze River dolphin) is the source of this 7662-nucleotide messenger RNA. RefSeq names its product zinc finger FYVE-type containing 26 (gene ZFYVE26). Gene Ontology annotation, molecular function: phosphatidylinositol-3-phosphate binding; metal ion binding. Gene Ontology annotation, biological process: regulation of cytokinesis; mitotic cytokinesis; double-strand break repair via homologous recombination. Bases 31 to 7662 code for a protein of 2543 amino acids. The record is from RefSeq and is a predicted model, not a curated record. The transcript has 41 exons. Lineage: Eukaryota; Metazoa; Chordata; Mammalia; Artiodactyla; Lipotidae. Gene Ontology annotation, cellular component: midbody; centrosome; lysosomal membrane.